Molecule: messenger RNA, 1350 nt
Organism: Saccharomyces mikatae IFO 1815
Lineage: Eukaryota; Fungi; Ascomycota; Saccharomycetes; Saccharomycetales; Saccharomycetaceae
Gene: SLF1
Product: Slf1p
Exons: 1
Coding region: 1-1350 (449 amino acids)
Biological process (GO): positive regulation of translation
Cellular component (GO): cytoplasmic stress granule; cytosol
Molecular function (GO): RNA binding
Source: RefSeq, a predicted model, not a curated record
AUGACAUCACAAAGUUCUAAUGACAACUCUAAAAAUUUACUUUUAGUGGCCGAUAAUAAAAAGAAGCAAACUUCAAGCUUUAAGUUAGCUCCAAUACCAACUACAUCGCCAUGGAAAUCGCCCUUACCAAAUAGUAGUGUAGUGCGACCCAUCGAAGAGCUAAAAGAUAUAUCAAAGGCUUCAAAGCCGAAUAAAAUGGGUUCAGGCUCAAUCAAAGUGAUGAGCAAUACAAAAUGGACUCCAAUUACACCAUCUGUUACCAUUUCAGGAUCUAAGGACACAAAUUCAAAAUCAGGAAACGAUCAUAGAAACGUUAAAAGUAAUAGAAAGACGAAAAAGCGUGGCAGCAACAAUAGCAAUAUAAGUGAGAAGGUUUUCAACGGUGAAAGCAGUGCUCCCUAUGAAAUACAUACCAUUUGUAAUGCUAAACCUAAGUAUUUCGACACUAAUGCUAAAGCAAACACAUACUUGAGCUCAGGCACUACUACUGAUGUAAAUAACAAGAAAAUAGCAAAUGGUGAAAGCUCGCCUAACGGUAAACAAUUAAAAAAUUUCCAAAACAAAUAUAGUAGAACAAGAUACAAUAACGAAAACCACAGUUCCAGGUACAACAAGAUAACUCAUUAUGAUGGUUACUUUUCAAGUAGUCGUCCAUCUAAAUCUGAGUAUAUUUCGAAUUCCAGUCACUGGUUGAACAAUAAUACAAGACCUGGGUAUAACCAACAAGUAUAUUUGCGCCCACAACAAUAUUAUAAUAACUACAACUACCAGCAACAAUUGCAAACACCAUAUUAUUAUUCGAUGGAACCUAUUUUUAAAUCAAUCGAAAGCAUCAAAAACCAAAUUGAAUUUUAUUUUAGCGAAGAGAACUUGAAAACUGAUGAUUUUUUAAGAUCUAAAUUCAACAAAACUAACGAUGGAUUUGUUCCCAUGAGUUUGAUAGGGAAAUUCUACCGUAUGGUAAAUUUGUCUCUAGGAGGUGACCCAAAUUUAAUUCUUGCAUCUGUGAAAGAGGUUUUGCACAAUAAAGAAACAAAUGGUUUAGAAAUUGCCUUAGGAAGUAUAGAUGGUUCCCAAAAGAAAACAGUGGAUGAAUUUGAUCCACUAGAAAACUAUUUCAUCAGGCGCAAAAAUUGGUCUGAUUACAUUACAGAGAAUAGUUUUGAUGACAAUGACAAAACUUACAAAUAUAAAAUUGAAAAAUUUUUGGAACCAGGUGAUUUGGAUGACUAUCAUUAUAUAAGCUACCCAAACUUUUACUCUGGUCAUGUGGAUGGGAAAAAUAACCAGACUUUUGAUCAAGGUAAAAUGAGCAGAGAGUUUCAACAAAACUUGCAAAUGGAUGAUUAA